This is a messenger RNA of Microcebus murinus (gray mouse lemur), 1093 nucleotides long. It is a transcript of the gene FANCD2OS, whose product is annotated as FANCD2 opposite strand. Lineage: Eukaryota; Metazoa; Chordata; Mammalia; Primates; Cheirogaleidae. The record is from RefSeq and is a predicted model, not a curated record.
GAGUUCAGCAGGUGAGCCCUUGGCCCGGAUGGUGGGACCGGGCCUGGGCUCCCACUGCCUCCUCCGCCUCAGCCAGAGCCUUCUGGCUCCCGCCCGGGGCUAGGGACCCUGGGGGAAACAAGUCCCUUCUUCUGGCAGGGAGGUGGAGCUACUCUCAACUCCCGAGCAGCUCCAGCCUCUCAGGAUCCGCAGUUUACAGUUCGCGAGGACCCCAGCUGCUCUUUUCCGCUACUUUCCCCUUUCCCAGGACUGUCAAUGGCAGGAUAUCAGCUCUGGUCACCAUGGACCCCACUGGACGAGAGCUUCCAAUGGCUGCGGCACACAACACCUACACCUUCCUCCAAGCACCCCUUUAGGGCCUCCCCCUGCUUCCCACACACACCUUCCGACCUUGAAGUGCAGCUGUGCUUUCAAGAGGUCACUCUGGUCCUAGACAGCUCAUUCCUGGAAACUGGAGUGAGUCCCAAGUUACCAUGCCACACAUCAGAGCUCCAAACCACAAACAACAAGAAAGGACUGGUCAGGAAGCCCCAGCCUGUUCGCCUCAGUGGAGUGGAUUCUGUCUUUGGCAGGGUCAUCACAGCUCAGCCACCAAAGUGGACUGGGACCUUCAGAGUUUCAGACAAGUCAGCCUUCUGCAAAAUCAUUAGCAAGGAGCAUCGGUGGCCCACUGGACUUAAGGAACCUCAGAUUCAGAUGACGGUGACCAUGUGCAAACAGAUGCUGCGUUCUAUCCUCCUGCUAUAUGCGACGUACAAGAAGUGCACCUUUGCCUUGCAACACUCCAAGUGAAGGGUCCCCAUUUGAUUCCCAGUUCUUCACACCGUGCCCUUUGGUAUGUGUCCCUGAAGCUUACAGAAACCUGUCCACACAAACAAAACUGUGACAUUGCCCCAGCCACCUUGCUUUUCUGUCAAGCGGUGACCACUUGGGAGCCCCUUCUCUCCCUUCCCGUCGAAAAGAGGGCCAGUGAUACAGAGCAAGGGAGAACACUUCCAUUGUAAAGCUGAACAACCAUUUAAAAGAGAGUCAAAACUAGCAUUCACAAGUGCAUGUGAUAAAGAACCAAUAAACAAACCAUAUAAACCAAUAA